UUGAACUGCACGUGUAUGGAAGGAUUUUCAGGAGAAUGUAACUCGUGCCAAGGCUGUGUAAAAGCAAAUUGGUGGGUAUCUUUCAACAAACAAGGAUGGUCAACUUGUGACAAAACAAACCAGUUUAUCACUGGCUUAUAUCUCAGUGCAUUAAGUGCCAACAAUGAUGGACUUUACCGUCUUGAAGAAGCCAAAUGCUGCAAAUCUAGUCCAAUAUAUAUUUGGCAGAAAAGUAUUUGCCGAAAUGCUAACUGGCGGGACUCUUUGAAAAAAAAAGGAUGGAGUGCUUGUUCGAUUGGAUAUUUUCUAAAUGGUCUCUAUCGCACAAACGGACAACACUUACACAACCUCGAAGAGGGAAAAUGUUGCAAACCAGUCAAUCAUCCCGACAAUUAUGGUGAUUGUUACUAUGAAAAUAUCAAAAAUGAUUUCAACAAAAAAGGAUGGGCAUUGUGUAAAAAAGAUGGCUACUACGUCACUGGGUUAAGACGAGAUUGUGGUGAUUGGCUAAAGGACAUUGACAGUUUUAAAUGCUGUAAAAUGUGGAGUGUUGGAGUUUGUGAUCAUAGUCCUUGUAAGAAUGGUGGUUCGUGUGUUGUUGAUGGUAGUUCAUACAAAUGUACAUGCCCUCCAGACUUUAUUGGUAUUAACUGUGAAACAAAGUUACCACUAUCAUCUUGCGACUCACGUCUUUGUAAAACAAUGGUAUUUGUACAAUUAAUGGAGAUGCAUUCUCGUGUGAAUGUGCUAUUGGCUUUGAAGGCAACACUCGAAGGUUAG
This is a messenger RNA of Xenia sp. Carnegie-2017, 780 nucleotides long. RefSeq names its product delta-like protein 4. The record is from RefSeq and is a predicted model, not a curated record. The transcript has 5 exons. Lineage: Eukaryota; Metazoa; Cnidaria; Anthozoa; Malacalcyonacea; Xeniidae. The coding region runs from base 16 to 780 and encodes 254 amino acids.